Molecule: messenger RNA, 426 nt
Organism: Opisthorchis viverrini
Lineage: Eukaryota; Metazoa; Platyhelminthes; Trematoda; Opisthorchiida; Opisthorchiidae
Exons: 2
Coding region: 1-426 (141 amino acids)
Source: RefSeq, a predicted model, not a curated record
AUGGUCGAAGUUCUAUGCCUGGAUGACAUCGAUGAGAAUCGCCCUGUUUCCUUGUAUAGACAGGCAGAGAUCAGUGAUAGUCACUUAGAUUUUACGUUGAUGAAUCUAGAAAGCUAUCAUUACCCAGCCUAUACUUGCCGGGAUACGCCAUCAGGCCAUUUUAGAAAGUAUGCAAAAUAUCUCUCACGACGCGUUCCUACGUCCAAUGAGAGAAAACAUCUUUUUCUCCAUGGAAUCAACGCAACUCUGCAUGUGGAUUUUGCCAAAUCAAGCCGAUCGCACAAUGACUCGCGUGCCGGUCACACAACGCGAGCUGAUCAGAGCCAACAGGGCAACUUGCAGUGCAAAUACACAGCCGAUCACUGUGACGAAAUUGGACCACUCCGCGCUGAACUUGCCAUUGUAGAUCAGGAUGCCUAUCCAUAG